Messenger RNA from Emys orbicularis (European pond turtle), 801 nucleotides. Its product is annotated as olfactory receptor 5F1-like. The transcript has 2 exons. Gene Ontology annotation, cellular component: membrane. Lineage: Eukaryota; Metazoa; Chordata; Testudines; Emydidae. The coding region runs from base 1 to 801 and encodes 266 amino acids. Gene Ontology annotation, molecular function: olfactory receptor activity; odorant binding. The record is from RefSeq and is a predicted model, not a curated record. Gene Ontology annotation, biological process: G protein-coupled receptor signaling pathway.
AUGACCCAUAGCAUUCAACCAACUCCUGGGCCAUAUUUAAACUGUCCAAUAGCGUUCCACCAACUCCUGUACUUCCUCCUGGACAAACUCUCCUUCACUGAGAUCUGCUACAUCUCUUCCACCAUGCCCAAGAUGCUGUGGAAUCUCCUUUCUGGAGAUAAGGCCAUUUCCUUCACUGGCUGCCUCUUACAGAUGUAUUUCUUUGUUGCCCUGGGGGGCACUGAGUGUGUCCUCCUCUCGGCCAUGGUUUAUGACUGCUAUGCUGCCAUCUGCCACCCACUGCGCUACAUUAUCCUCAUGAGGAGAUGCAUGUAUGCCUGGCUUCUGGGGGCCUUGUGGUUCAUUGGCCACCUGAACUCUGUCAUCAAUACUGCCAUGGUCUUCUCCUUGAGCUUCUGUGGCACCGUCGAGAUCCACCACUUCUUCUGUAACAUCCCACCCCUGCUCCAGCUCUCCUGCUCCGAUACUUCCCUGAGCCAGCUGGUGACCUUCUCUGUCUCAGGGUGUGUCAUCAUCCUCCCCUUCUGCCUGACCCUGCUCUCCUACCUCCUCAUCCUCUCCUCCAUCCUGAAGCUGCCCCUCUUCCUCCUCUUCCUCAUUGUGUACACGCUGACACUUCUGGGGGAUAGCUUGCUUAGUCUCAUGAUUUGUGUGAACCGCCGCCUGCACAUGCCCAUGUACUGCUUCCUCAGCUACCUCUCACUGGAGAUGCUCAUCACCACCACCAUCACACCCAAGAUGCUCAGCAUUCUCCUUGAAAAUGUUACCAGGACUAAGACAGAAGCCAAGUGUAACCAGUAG